Rhopalosiphum maidis (corn leaf aphid) is the source of this 4060-nucleotide messenger RNA. Its product is annotated as discoidin domain-containing receptor tyrosine kinase B-like. The transcript is spliced from 16 exons. NCBI's taxonomy places the organism in Eukaryota, Metazoa, Arthropoda, Insecta, Hemiptera, Aphididae. Gene Ontology annotation, molecular function: collagen binding; protein tyrosine kinase collagen receptor activity; ATP binding. Gene Ontology annotation, cellular component: signaling receptor complex. The record is from RefSeq and is a predicted model, not a curated record. The coding region runs from base 54 to 2816 and encodes 920 amino acids. Gene Ontology annotation, biological process: positive regulation of kinase activity; multicellular organism development; protein phosphorylation.
UAGAUCGUAUUAUAUGAAUUGGUAGUUGUGAAGAGUCUGAUGGCAAAGCAGCAAUGAUGUCGAUCAAUUUGGUUUGGCUGUGUUCCCUACUGGUGUUGUUGGGUUACAAAUGGACCGAUGCUACAGAUCUAUCUCAAUGCAUGUCGGCACUCGGCAUGCAGUCCGGAAUGAUAAAGGAUGAAGAUUUAACCGCUAGUUCUUCUUUCGAAAUUGGAAAUGUUGGACCGCAGAACGCCAGGGUACGCACAGAAAGAGAAGGGGGUGCUUGGUGUCCAAAAGAGCCGGUCACUAGGGAACCCACUGAAUGGCUUGAAGUCAAUUUACACGUGGUAAGAGUGAUCACGUCUGUGGAGACUCAAGGCAGGUUUGGCAAUGGACAAGGUCAAGAGUUCACUGAAGCGUUUCUGAUUGACUACUGGAGACCAAAGCUUGGAAAAUGGGUCCGAUACAGAAACAUCACUGGACACGAGAUACUGAUCGGCAACAUCAACACGUACUUAGAACACAAACAAGAACUGAAUCCUCCGAUUUGGGCGUCGAAAAUUAGAUUCUUGCCGCACAGCUACCACACCCGACAGGUGUGCAUGCGAGUCGAGCUCUACGGAUGCCCGUGGACAGAUGGCAUUCUUAGUUACUCGAUGCCGCAAGGUGAUAAACGCAGCCCGGAAUGGGAGUUCUAUGAUUCCACGUACGACGGAUAUUGGGACGACGAAUUGCAAAGAGGUCUUGGACAACUGACCGAUGGCAAAGUUGGUCAAGAUAAUUUUAGAAUGGGAUACUAUGACACCGAAAGAGGUCAAGGAUGGGUUGGUUGGAGAAAUGAUACGAGGAAUGGUCAAGCGAUCGAGAUCAAAUUUGAAUUCGACAAGGUCCGAGAGUUCACCGGGGUUCAUAUAUAUUGUAACAAUCAAUUUCAAAAAGAAGUACAGGUGUUCUCCGAAGCGAGCAUUUUAUUCAGCGUAGGAGGAAAAGUUUACUCGUCGGAACCGUUGACAUACACGUACAUGGAAGACAGAAUAUUUGAAUCGUCCAGGAAUGUCAGCAUCAAAUUGCACAGGAGAGUCGGUCGUUUCAUUAAACUUAGACUGUCUUUUGCCGCCAAGUGGAUUAUGAUCAGCGAAAUAACAUUCGAUUCUGAUGUCGCACAAGGUAAUUUCUCCGAAGAAAGUGUUGUACCGCCAGAGCCGCCUAUUCAAAGGAACGGUUCUACAAUGAAAGAUCAUCAGGAUCCUCUGAGACCGGAACUUCCAAUCCCUACUGCCAAAGACGAGGACCAGACGUACAUGGCGGUCAUUAUCGGCGUGCUGAUGGCCGUCAUCAUACUACUGGCGGUCGCCAUUUUCCUGAUCGUGUCCCGACACCGGAGGAGGAAGUGCUUCGCCAGUCCGUUGGUAGGCAAAAGCGCGCUAGCCACGGGCAACGGGUGUCCAGGAAUGUCGUCCGGUAGCAGCUGCGGCACGGGCGGCAGUUAUAAGGAAGCCGGCACGGGCAGCUCGGCCAGCCACCACGGCGGCACCGGCCACGGACAUCCGACCGGCACCGUCAACGCUCACCUACACGACAUGGACAGGCUAAUCCAACUGGACGCUGAGCCAUACCAAGAGCCUUAUCACGCACAUACGCCGUUCUACAGUUACAGUACUGUAGUAGUUGGCCGCAACGUGGAUUCAGGCAACUCAGCGUACGAAUACGCCGUGCCCGAGACCGGAACCAUGCCAUUACUCACCACUUCGCCACCGCCACCACCGCCACCGUCAGCUCCUCCUAUAGCUCCUGUCACGACCGACACGUUUGCCAGGAACAAAAUGUAUCCAACAGACGAAAGCAGAAGUAGUAAAAAAUCUUCGCAAAAACAAGAAUCUCAAACCGCAUUGAAACGCCGGCUCGAACAAACGCCUGUGCCCGAAUUCCCACGGCACCGUCUGCGUAUGUUGUCCAAACUCAGUGAGGGUAAUUACGGAGCGAUUUAUGUGGCCGAAGCGGACGGUAUAAAUGAAUACAACUCAAAAAUAACGCUGGGUAAGCGACUGGUGGCCGUAAAAUUUUUCUCACCCGCGUUAUCGGAAAAAGAAAGAGCUGAAUUACAAAAUGAUGUGAGGAUUUUGGCCGGUCUAGAAGAUCAAAACAUCGCCAGAGUGUUGGGCGUGUGUACCUCCGAACAGCCACUAUGCGUAGUCAUGGAGUAUAGCGAGCACGGCGACCUCAAUCAGUUCCUUAAAACACACGUACCCGUCGAAGCUGCUCGGAACCUGCCGCCCACUGUGAAAACCCUCAGUUUCCAAUGUCUGCUGUAUCUCGCAACACAAAUAGCGUCUGGAAUGCGUUACUUGGAAUCAUUGAACUUCGUCCACCGUGAUUUGGCUACCAGAAACUGCUUAGUGGGAAAAGCGUACAAGGUAAAAAUUAGCGAUUUCGGCACCGACAACGAAGCGUAUUCGGCAGAUUACUACAAACUGGACGGCAACCUCGGGCUUCCCGUUCGAUGGAUGUCGUGGGAAUCGGCGUUCUUGGACAAGUACUCGACGAAGAGUGACGUAUGGUCGUUUGCCGUGACCCUCUGGGAGAUCCUGCACCUGGCCAAGUCGCGGCCGUACGAAGGGUUCUCCGACCACCGGGUGGUCGAGAACCUGUCGCACAUGCACGUGGACGACGGCCUGUUCGAGUACCCGCCCCGGCCCGCGUGCAGCCGGGACAUCUACGACCUGAUGCGCGAGUGCUGGAAGCGGCAGGAGUCGGACCGACCCACGUUCCGGGAGAUCCACCUGUUUCUGCAGCGCAAGAACCUCGGCUACGCGCCCGCUGCCGCCGCGUCAUGACGGUCCAGCGGUGGCGACGGCAGUCGGCGCGAAGGAUGGCCGUUCGUGCUCCGGCAAAACGCGUCCUAUCUGCCCGGAUGCGACGCAGACUGAACGACGCCGAGAAACCCGACGACGGAUCGCGGCUGCCGUGGUGACGUUGGCGACGUGGGUGGACGACUCCUCUCUCCGGGGACGCUCGCCCGCGGCGUCUGACAAUUUACUGUUUCGACAAUCUCUCAUUUUGGCGCGCGGGUUUUAUAGGAUAUAUAAUAGCUCGUGUGCGUCGUUUGUUUGUUUAUUAAAAUAAUACUGUUUGUUUUUAUCUUUUAUCUAUCUGUUCAUUAACUGACGUCUCUGUAAAAUGAUAAUUAGACAUCGUAAUCGUAAUACAUAUUAUAUUAACGAGUCUCGACACCUUACCAUCUCAUAUAAUACCUAUCGCAUACCCCUAUCGCCCCGCGUAUUAGUAAUCUACCGGACCGUUCUUGGUCGACGUAAACUACUCGGUAGGGUCGCGUGCCUAGUUCGUACGGUAUCUGUUUUUUGUUACCGUGUACAUACAAACCAACGUUAAAAUUAUUUAUAAAUAUUGUAAAUUGUAAACGCUAUGUAUAAUAUUAAUAUAGACUGAUAGGAAAAUAGGCAAUAUCCACCGUACGAAUAUCGCGCCCGACGUUUUCUUUUAACCGCCAUCGUUCAAUCAACGGCAUUGCGCGCAAAUAUACGUAUAACCAUAUUAAGUGUAUCGUAUUAUAAUAAUAUAAUAUUUAACAGUAAACACGAGCUUGAGCGGGCGUUAUCAUUUUUAUAUAACUGCACUGUUGCUUGUUAUUUUAGAAUCUUCUCGUCGUGAUUAGAAUGUCUCUGUUAUACAUUAAACGUUUUUGUGUAAAACGCUGAUAAUCGAAUGAAUUAACAUAUCUGCUAUUUCCGUUUUAAUCGCUUAUAUUAUAUUUAUUAUGGCGAUUCUAGUGGAGAUGUAGUUUAUAUAUAUAUAUAUAAAAUUUUUGGACGGUUGAUUUUGUCUCUCGUCCUUCGCAGCUCCUCUCAUCAAUCGCUCGAUGUUAUCCUCAAAUGUUCAGACAACCGUCGAAAAUACAUAUAAUAAUCGCAAUAAUGUACUACCUAAGUUGUUAAGAGAUUUAAAUCAUUACAUUAUAAUAUUGUACAUAUAGAAUCAUUAUAAAUAUUAAUAAUAUAUAAUAACUAGUCAAGCCUUUUUAUAUUUUUUUUUUUUUUUUUACUCAAGACGAAUAAUGUGU